Messenger RNA from Dromaius novaehollandiae (emu), 2492 nucleotides. Its product is annotated as protein mono-ADP-ribosyltransferase PARP12-like. Bases 199 to 1113 code for a protein of 304 amino acids. The transcript has 8 exons. Gene Ontology annotation, molecular function: NAD+ poly-ADP-ribosyltransferase activity; RNA binding; NAD+-protein mono-ADP-ribosyltransferase activity. Lineage: Eukaryota; Metazoa; Chordata; Aves; Casuariiformes; Dromaiidae. The record is from RefSeq and is a predicted model, not a curated record. Gene Ontology annotation, cellular component: nucleus. Gene Ontology annotation, biological process: positive regulation of mRNA catabolic process; positive regulation of type I interferon production; response to virus.
GGGGGGCGGGGCGUGGGCUUUCCACGUUGGAGCUAGGGUUAAGAGGGCUCCUCUGACUCGCACACACGUGACUGCUACCCCAAGCUCCCGAAGAUGGUGGCUGGGCAGCCCUACGCCGGGGCUCUGCUUGAAGAAGCCAGAAGCUGAUCAGCUCUUCUGUCCCGGUGGUAUCCUUAGACUCACCUGUCUACUCUCAUAAUGGCGUGUGCCUGGUAUUGGCUUGAUGAUUUUGGGCAGUGGAUUGAGUAUGGCAAACAGCAUCCGGAUCAUUGCUCAGCCACAGUAACAUCUGCAGAUCUGGAGAAGGCAUUUUUAGCUAAUCAGAAAGGCACUCUGUUGUUCAGGGCUGGUUCUCAGCAAUAUGAGAUAAACUUUGAAGACAUGGUCCAAAGAAAUUUGCUCUAUGAAACUCGAAGAAAAGUUGUCCGAUUACCAAGCUUUCUGUCUUCUGGAAGUAGACAAGAGAGAAGCCAAUUAUACACAACUCUGACGUGUUCUCCCUAUCCUCCAGAAUGGGACCAAUCUGCACUGCCUGAUAUAGGGUACAAGUUGGUAGAGCUCAGUUACACUUCCAGUGAAUAUAGAAAAAUUGAGAGGCUGUUUGAGAGGACAAUGAAAGAUUACAGCAUCCACAGACUGCAGAGGAUCCAGAACCCAGCACUUUGGCAAGUUUUUCAGUGGCAGAAGGAGCAGAUGAAGAAGGUCAAGAAAUCAAGAUGGGUGGACGAGCGGCUCCUGUUCCAUGGCACGAGCCCAUCCCACCUGGCUGCCAUCUGUGAGCAGAAUUUCGACUGGCGGGUCUGCGGGGCUCAUGGGACACUAUAUGGAAAAGGAAGCUACUUUGCCAGAGAUGCCAGUUAUUCUCAUCAAUACUGCCCAUCCAGCACUGGUCACCAGCGCAUGUUUGUAGCUCACGUUCUUGUUGGAGACUUUGUCCAGGGAAACUCGGAAUACCUUCGCCCUCCAUCCAGACCUGGGAAUGCAAAUAGGCUCUAUGACAGCUGUGUGGAUGAUCCAGAGGAUCCUUCCAUCUUUGUCAUCUUUGAGAAGCAUCAGAUUUACCCUGCCUAUGUUUUGGAGUAUAGCAGAGCGUCCAGGUGUAUGAUCCUGUAAAGAAUGGCAGAAUCUUCUUUGAACUGACUCUGAGAUACUUUUAUAAAACUCUUUUUUAAUGUAUACACAAUUUUAGUACUUGCUAUAUAUAGCAAAAUUUUCUUUGAGAUGCUAUAGAACAUUUUGUAAUGGAAUGAACAAAGAUCAAUCCCCUGAAGGAUUUUUGGACAUAGUUUGUUUGGCUGGGGCUAUUCUGCCCACUGGAAGUGCUACAUUUUAACUUCUACCUUAUUGUCUAGCCUGGGAUGGGGCUGAUGUGCUGAAGGGAGACUGGGCGGGAAAUGCAGAAGGAAGAAAGGUAAAAGUAUCUACACCAUGGUGUACAAACAGAGGGUCAUAACGUGCUGUUCCAGUAAAUGGCAUUAACUUCCCACAUCCUGGAAACCUAAUAAUUAACAGUGGGGGUGAAGUUUGCUAUGUUUGCUGAUCACAUUGCUGUCAGCACUGCUUACCCUGUUCUGCACUGAGUCUGCCCAUCCCGCUGAUGAUGCCGUACCCAAGUGUCAGUGUCCUCGCCCUGUCACCACAGGGUGACUCUCUGUCCCACAGCAGAGCUUCCUCAGGUUUAGGUCAAGCAAACCAGAGAUAUUCCAGCUGCUGAAGUUAGACCCUCACAAGGCCAUAUGAUGAGUAGGGAGAAAGUCUGCAAUGAACUGAGUAACAACCCACAGUGGGGCUCUGCUUGGACUGCAGAGCCAGCACUUGGACGAGUGACUCAGGAGAAAACAUAGCCUUGUGAGGGAUGACCGGCAGCACAGCCACCCAACAGGCUGAAGUUGUUGGUGGGUUAUUUUAAAUGGCUAUUCAGUCACCUGGCACUUCUCCAGGUGAUUCAGAAGCAUCUCAGCUGUGUGUGCUCUGGCUGGGAUGGAUGAGGAGGGCUUGGAUGACAGACAAUACUUCAAACCUGGGGGAUGACUGAUAGAGUGGAAACCAAAAUUAAUGGUUUAUUUUAAAACAGCCUUGUUGUAAACUGUUGCAGUUCCGCAAAUAACACACAAGUGGCUCAGUUGUCCAUGCCAUGAGUGGAAGGAAUCAAGAGCACGGAUGUGUGUAGGAUCUCAUCAGCUUUCCUAAAUCCUGCUAUCUUCAGACACAGUCAGUGCCCUUGAAAAUGUCAGAAAUGCAGCUGUCUGCAAUGAGUUCUGUAGCUGCCAUAUUUAGUGCAUGUCCAUGUCCCAUCUCUUCUGUGGGGAGCUGGAUGAAUUACAGCGGGAACCUGAAGGUGGUUCUUGUGCAAAUUAGUGAUCUAGUCUUGUCAGUCACAUAUAAGCAGAGAGCUUUCAGUGUCAUCAAGAAGUAAAGGUGAAAGUCAUGUAAAUGUACUUCUUUCUGAAUACAGUAUUUCUUUAUGGAAAGAAAGCAAAUAGUGGCAACUU